Molecule: messenger RNA, 1991 nt
Organism: Limulus polyphemus (Atlantic horseshoe crab)
Lineage: Eukaryota; Metazoa; Arthropoda; Merostomata; Xiphosura; Limulidae
Product: FGGY carbohydrate kinase domain-containing protein-like
Biological process (GO): carbohydrate metabolic process
Molecular function (GO): kinase activity; phosphotransferase activity, alcohol group as acceptor
Source: RefSeq, a predicted model, not a curated record
AAUAUUUAAUUUCUGAAAGUUUGUACAUCUAAGUCACGUGUUAAUAAAAGUACAAAUACAAGACUAACACUUAAUGCUGUGACUAUAGAUGAUUAUGUGAAACGGAGAAAAUCGUCUACCAUCACCAAACCUGUUUCCAAUAAAGUGUUGCUUCCUGAAAGUAAAUAAUCUAGAGAUAAAGCAACAUGAAUUAUGCUUGUCGAGAACAGUGCGUUAUCGGCAUUGAUGUUGGAACGCGAAGCGUAAGGGGAGCGUUAAUUACUGUAAAGGGUAAGGUCUUCCGCGUAGAGUCUCAUCCGAUACAAAUAUGGAGUCCAGAAGCUGAACGCUAUGAACAGUCUUCGGAUGAUAUCUGGGAUGCUUGUUGCACUGUAGUCAAGAAACUGAUUGGUGGGUCUAAAAUACAUCAAGAUGAUGUGGUUGGAAUUGGAUUUGAUGCCACCUGUUCUUUGGUUGUACUGGACAAAAACUUUCAGCCUUUGACGAUUAGCUCUACAGGCUGUAAACAUCAGAACAUAAUUAUGUGGAUGGACCAUAGAGCUCUCCUUCAAGCUAACUUCAUCAACAAAACCGAACACAUGGUUUUAAGAAGCACAGGAGGAACAGUUUCCUUAGAAAUGCAGCCUCCAAAAUUAGUGUGGAUAAAGCAGAACCUACCAGCAACAUGGGAAAAUGCUGGACAUUUCUUUGACCUACCAGAUUUUCUGACAUGGAGAGCAACUGGGAGCUUGAGCAGGUCCAUGUGUACAGUAACAUGUAAAUGGUUAUUUCAAGCAGAUGAUUCAGGAGUAAUGUUUUGGGACCAAACUUUUUGGGAACAAAUUGGAAUGUUAGAACUAACAGAAGAGAAUUUCAAGAAAAUUGGAAACAUCAUCUUGGCACCAGGACAGACUUGUGGAAAAGGAUUGACUGAGGUUGCUGCAACAGAACUAGGACUAAAAGCAGGAACUCCUGUAGCAACUUCAAUCAUUGAUGCACACGCUGGAGGCAUUGGCUUGUUAGGUUGCAGUCCAGCUGGAUAUAAAAAUCGUUUAACAAAUCGGCUUGCCCUUAUAUGUGGCACCUCAACCUGCCAUAUGAAGGUCACAGAGAAACCUUUAUAUACACCUGGUGUUUGGGGACCUUAUUUUUCAGCAAUGAUACCUAACCUGUGGUUGAAUGAAGGAGGCCAGAGUGCUGCAGGAGCACUGGUUGAUCAUAUUAUUUACACACACCCUGCUGCCAAGUGUUUUGAAAAUAAAAGUGAAACAAGACACGUUCAAGAAAUACUGAAUGAACAUCUUGAGUUGUUGGCAGUAGAGAGAGGUGUUUCUUCUGUUUCAUUCUUAACAACAGACCUUCAUAUCUGGCCAGAUUUUCAUGGGAAUAGGUCACCUUUAGCUGAUUCAACUCUAAAGGGAAUGAUUUUAGGGUUAACUCUAACUUCAGAUGAGAAUGAUUUGGCAUGCAGCUAUCUUGCAACUCUUCAAUCACUUGCUUAUGGGACAAGACAUAUAAUAGAGAAUUUGGAAAUGGCAGGUCAUGAAAUUGAAAUGCUCUUGAUGUGUGGUGGAUUGGCGAAAAACAAGGUUUAUGUCCAGAUGCAUGCUGAUGCAACAGGUUUUCCAGUCCUGGUUCCUCAUGAACCAGAAUCAGUGCUUUUGGGAGCUGCUGUAUUAGCUGCUACGGCUGCCAGUAUCUAUAAGGAUGUUGGCGAAGCUACAUCACACAUGUGUGGGGGAGGAAAAAUUGUUUUACCACAGUUAAAAGAUAAAAGUUUCCAUGAUGGAAAAUAUGAAGUUUUUCUCAAACUACUAACUUGCCAAAAAGAAUGUAGGGAAAUCAUGCAAGAAACGUUUUGAAGGACCGGCUGAAGUAAAUUUGGCGUGCGGAUUUUGCUUUUCAUCAAAUGCGUUGUUAUAAAGCAUUUCUAUGCCUGCAAGUGCUUUCUGAAGUGUGUACAAAUUAUUAUUUUUUGUGCAGUUAAAAUAAUAAAACUCCAUGAAUAUGUA